UGGCUUCAUCAUCAUGGCAAAACUGAUAGUGCUCACAACAUUACUACUCAUCGGAAUAAACGGAUGGUUGUUGGAAGAAAAAAGUUCUCAGGUGUCAGCACUAAGCAUCGGUUACGAACUUUUAGCUGCCAUGUUGGAUACUCUUAAUGCGAAUGUGCAAAAGGCUAACAAAUUAUCCGAAGAACAGUUCAAGGCGUUGAAGGAAGAGCUCUCUAGUAUACGGGAAACUGUACGGAGCAUCGAAUCUCGAACGAAAGAAAACUCCGCUGGAAAAACCGACAGAAAUGCAUAUAAUUGGCGAACUACCGAAGAUCCGAGGAAGGAGAAUUCUGUGACACCCCGUGUACCAACAAGAAAUUGGCAAACUUUCUAUGGAAGGAGAAGGCAAAAUUCUGUGACGCCCCAUGUAACAAUAAGGAACACAUCUCGAACGAAAGAAAACUACGCUGGACAAACCGACAGUAAUGACUAUGUUAUAUAAUAUCAGU
This is a messenger RNA of Uranotaenia lowii, 488 nucleotides long. RefSeq lists its product as uncharacterized. The transcript is spliced from 2 exons. The record is from RefSeq and is a predicted model, not a curated record. Bases 14 to 481 code for a protein of 155 amino acids. Lineage: Eukaryota; Metazoa; Arthropoda; Insecta; Diptera; Culicidae.